Messenger RNA from Miscanthus lutarioriparius, 615 nucleotides. Lineage: Eukaryota; Viridiplantae; Streptophyta; Magnoliopsida; Poales; Poaceae. The record is from the annotation of a GenBank genome assembly.
AUGUUCGUGAGCUUCACUAAGGCUUACGUCUACUCAUCUGAGGCCAAUAAGUGGAGCCGGACAGCCUCUAUUGAGCUACCUUGGUAUGUUGAGCAACGUUGCAAUUCCAGUGCCCUUGUCGAGAAUGCACUCUACUUCCUACAGCACAACAAUGGAAUCCUAGAGUACGAUUUGGCCAAGAAUGAGCUGUCAGUCAUAAGGCUACCCCCGAUAUGCAUCGUGUCUACCAGUAUUGUGCUCAUGUCAGUGGAGGAUGAUGGGUUGGGAUUUGCCAUGAUGUAUGACGAUUUCUCUCUCUGCAUAUGGUUGAGGGAGUCUGCUCCGACUCCGAGUGGUGGAUGGACAUGCGGAGGCAGCAUAAAGUUGUUGACCUCAAGGGUCUUCUCCCUGCUUCUGACCUCUCAUGCUCACCUUACAUCGUUGCUGCUGUGGAUGCUGUCCGUGUUUUUGUCCGUGUUCUUGGCUAUUGAUCUCAAGCCUUGGCGGACUAGAAAUGCAUCUGAUGCUGAUGCCCACACUGUAAAUAUUAUUCCCUACAUGAGUUUCUGCACUCCAGUAUUUAGGGCAGCCUCCAUCGAUGACGGGCCAAACACGGUUGCUUCUAAUAAUGCAUGA